Molecule: messenger RNA, 1563 nt
Organism: Tripterygium wilfordii
Lineage: Eukaryota; Viridiplantae; Streptophyta; Magnoliopsida; Celastrales; Celastraceae
Exons: 3
Coding region: 1-1563 (520 amino acids)
Molecular function (GO): zinc ion binding
Source: RefSeq, a predicted model, not a curated record
AUGUGGGUUUUUGUUGAUUGUGGAUUCAACGAUAUAGAUGAUGCAUCAAAUCCGGAUAAUGAUGGUGAUGAUGACAAUGAACAUCAUUAUAAGCCUAAUGAGGGUUAUCUAUUUGAGGAUCAUUGGUUUCAUGAUGAUACCGUUCAAGAAGAUGUUGAGAAAGAAAUAUCUCCAGCAGAUACUGAUAUGCCCAGCCAUCCUGACAUUGUCUUUGUGGAGGUGCCUAAAAACAUCGGAUCAAAUUCUAUAGUUCCAUGUGUUGGGAGCAAUACCAUUAGUAAUUGCUCCACCGAUUACAAGAUUACAAUUGGGAACAGUCUGCGACUGGCGUAUGAGCGCCUUAAGAGUCAAGGAAUCACCAUUAUUCGAAGUACGGAGGUCAUAGGCAAGCAUCAGGGAAGGCCAAAAGACAUAAUACAAGAUGUGCGGACAAAAUUUGGUGUCAAUAUUUCCAACGAUAAAGCAUGGAGGUUUAGGGAGCAUGCUUUAGAAUCAAUACGAGGAUCUCCAGAGUUAUCUUUUGCCUAUCUACCACAUUAUUGUGCGGAGCUAGAGAAGAACAACCACGGAACUAUCACUCAUAUAGAGUCGGACAAGGAGAACAUGUUUAAAUAUUUUUUCCUAGCUCUUGGUCCGUCCUUGUGUGGUUUUAGAUCUUCGAUGAGACGUGCCAUCGUUGUUGACGGUACCCAUCUAAAGGGAAAGUAUCUAGGCACACUUUUUAUUGCAUCUGCUUUGGAUGGUAACAAUCACAUUUAUCCUAUUGUUUUUGAUGUUGGAGAUUCGGAGAAUAACGAAUCUUGGAUAUGGUUCUUCGAGAAAUUACAACAGGCAAUCUCACUUGAUGACUUCUCUGAAUUGGCUAUAAUUUCAGAUGGGCAUCAGAGUAUUGAAAGGGCAUCGACCUUAGUUUUUCCAAAAUCAUACCAUGGUCACUGCAUAUUCCACAUCAAACAGAACAUGAAGGCAAAGAAAUUCGAUCCUAUAAUGUUUCCAAUUUAUUUCAAGGCAGCGAAGGCAUAUCGUGUUUUCGAAUUUGAGGUCCUAAUGACACAGUUGAGCUUAAUUGAUCCCCGUGCACAGAGUUAUCUACUUGAGGCUGGUUUUGCUAAAUGGUCUCGUGCAUAUUUUCCUGGUCGGAGGUACAAUAUACUAACUACAAACAUUGCAAAGAGUAUGAAUGUUGUUCUUAGAGAAGCCCGCCACCUUCCUAUAACAAUGUUGGUUGAGCACUCGAGGGAUUUGCUUCAGAGAUGGUUUUAUGAGCGACGUACCGAAGCAGCAUCUCUAAAUUCUAUACUCUGCAAGGAGGUACACAAACAUAUACGGAAGCGGAUUGAUAGGUCUCGUAGGAUGGAUGUUACACCAAUAUCACAUAUUGAAUAUUACGUUCGUGAUGGAUGUGGUAAUGGUGAGGUUAACUUGCAUAAUAGAUCGUGUUCUUGCAAGAAGUUUGAUUUGCAGCAACUACGGUGUGUACAUGCAUUGGCUGCUUGUGCCGAUAGAGAAAUCGCGUACAUUCUUUGUGCUCAAGAUAUUAUACCAAUGAAGCUAUUUUGGUAG